Molecule: messenger RNA, 1158 nt
Organism: Mesorhabditis belari
Lineage: Eukaryota; Metazoa; Nematoda; Chromadorea; Rhabditida; Rhabditidae
Source: the annotation of a GenBank genome assembly
AUGUCGUUGUCACCUUUAAACUUUCCUUCUCUUCCUCGAGAACUUCAGGGUUUUGUUGUGAAAUGGUUGCACGAUGCUGAGGCUCAGCGUUUUUUCAGAGGAAACAAAUAUACAAAAACCUUGAUCGAAAAAAGGGGGAUUUUCCCCGGCUACAUCGCCGAGAUCAAAAUUCGCAUCGGACAAUCGUCUGACAAUGAUUUCGCCGUAUUCGUUGAUGUUUAUCCAAGACAUUUUCGAGGCGAUUCAUCAGAUAAACAACAAUGGCUUCUCAAUUUCAAUCAGUUUGAUUCACUAGCCAAGUCAAAAACUCUAUGGACAGCUCUGACUCGUAUUCCCGUCUAUCGCUGUUUAUCGAUCGAUGCCGACGAAGAGGAGCUGGGCGCCGUCGAUCUUGACUCGUUUGUCGAAUUCUUAACGUUUUAUCGGCCGGCUUGCCCACUUUUCGCCCAGAUUCGACGUCUACACAUUGACGGUGAGCCUGAAGUGAUCAAGGUGUUGCUUCCACAUUUGCACUUGAGCAGUAUCGAGAAAAUCAGUGUACGGCUACCGUUUGCCCGCAUCGACACUCUUGUCUUUCAAACGUAUUGGACGGAGAUAUUGAGCCGAUCACAUCGGGAUUGCCCUUAUGUGCUAGUGAUUUUACUCGACGAGCAAACCCCGUGGACGAUGAUCGAUAUUGAAUCAAAUGCUCGGCACUUCGAGUUUAACUGUGAUCUGCUCGAGCUCCUCGAGACGGCACUCAACGAGAUCCUUCAAAAAGGAAUCCCGAGUCGAGAUCCUAAUGUCACCGCUCAGAUUCGAAAUUAUCUUAGCGAGGCCGACUGUGGAGAAAUGAAAUGUGUGCAUGAAAAGCUCUUAAAUUUAAUUGUAAAAAACCCUGGAACAAAACAAGUGGAAAUUGGUGCAUUAUCAGCCUCGGAGUUGGCUCAAUUUCAUUACUUGCAUCGCCAGAGCUCGUUCAAAUACUACGCAAAGACACUAGUCUCAAAUGCCGGUGUUCGAGUUUGGUUAAACGAGAGGGACACGGCGGAAGCACGGGUCCACUAUUUCAUUCAGACGAGAGAUCAACGAGAGAUCGUCAUUGUGCUAUUCGUUGAUCAAAAGCUCGACGCACCCGAUCCGGCUGUCGAUGUCAAUGUGGUUUGGAUUCCGAGAUUU